AUGGCGGCAAGGAAGAGCAGCACGCGGGGACAGCUCGAGGCCUAUAUCGAGCGCGCAUGCGAUCCCUACAGGCCUCAGCCCGACAUGGCCCUCAAUCUCGAAGUAGCCGACUUGAUCAACUCGAAGAAGGCCAACACUCCCCGCGAAGCAGCGAUGGAAGUGGUGAAAUAUGUCAAUGAUCGCAGGCAACACGUCGCCAUGCUCGCGCUUCAUCUACUCGAUACGCUGGUCAAGAACUGCGGCUAUCCGUUCCACCUGCAAGUCGCGACAAAAGACUUCCUCAACGAACUCGUCAGGCGGUUUCCGGAACGGCCGCCUAUGUACCCUCCGCCGCCGAUGAGCAAGAUCCUCAGCCUCGUCAACGAAUGGAAGAAUACCAUCUGUGUUCACUCGCGAGGGAAAGAAGAUCUUGUCCAUGUACGGGAUAUGUGGCGCUUGCUCAGCUACAAGGGCUACAGGUUCCCUGACUUUGACAAACGUGCGGCGCAAGUGCUCAACCCCAUACAUAGUCUCAAGUCGCCCGAAGAACUAGAAGAGGAGGACAGAGCCGCACAAGCAGCAAAACUGCAAGAGUUGAUCAGACGAGGAAGCCCGAAAGAUCUAGCGGCGGCCCAGGAGCUCAUGAAGAUUAUGUCUGGCGCGGAGCCGGACAAGCGGCCAGACUAUGCAGAACAAUCGCAGAAAGAGCUCAACGCGAUACAGUCGCGCGUGUUGACGCUUAACGAGAUGCUCAAUAAUGCUCAGCCCGGCGAACGAUUCGUCGAGGGCGAUGCCUACGAUCAAAUCGCAACGCGGUGUCGGAACGUGCAGCCCAAGAUACAGAAAUGGAUCACGGAAGCGGCCGAGAGCAAUCCGGAUCAGAUGGACAAAUUGCUGAUGAUGAAUGACCUGCUGAACAACGUCUUGACGAGGUACGAGGCAUUCAAGAAAGGCGACAGGACAGCUACAGCCGAGAUCGAUCCUGCUUUUGCAUCUGCAGCUGCGCAGACGCAAGCACGGAAGAGUCUAUCCAAUGGUCGACCGGCUGCCAAUGGCAAAGCCAAAGCUGCUCCGCUCAACCUCAUCGAUUUUGACGACUUUGUCUCCGCCGAACCGGAAGAUGCCGCGAGUGGCCUCGCGGGCCUCAGCCUGACGGGCGAUCCAGCGCCUGCUCCGACGGAUGCUUCUGGCUUGCCGCUGGACCUUUUCAGCUCGAACGGCACAGCAUCGAGUGCUACGCCCUACGCACGAGCUCAGCAGCAACAACAGCAGCAAAAGAGCAACGCCGAUAUCAUGUCUUUCUUCGCUUCGAGCCAGCCGAACGCAUCGGCUGCGUGGGGCAGCACAGUCUCUGCGCCAGUGUCUGUCAAUACGGGCACAGACACGCCUACCGGUGGGCAGUAUGCUUUUGGCUCGAUCCAGCUCGGCGCACCGAGUACAUCUAGACAGGCUUCAGGUAGCACGCCAAACUACACAUCACCUGUGCCUGCUGCAGCUCAGCCGCAGCCAAAGCACGAUCCUUUUGGCGAUCUGCUGUCUUGAUGGCAAAGGGUCUAACGAGCGUAUACAUUUGUUGUAACAAUGCUGCACAACGGCGUCUGUCGAG
Messenger RNA from Mixia osmundae IAM 14324, 1585 nucleotides. RefSeq lists its product as uncharacterized. Gene Ontology annotation, biological process: Golgi to endosome transport; Golgi to vacuole transport; protein transport to vacuole involved in ubiquitin-dependent protein catabolic process via the multivesicular body sorting pathway. The record is from RefSeq and is a predicted model, not a curated record. Gene Ontology annotation, molecular function: ubiquitin binding; phosphatidylinositol binding. Bases 1 to 1521 code for a protein of 506 amino acids. Gene Ontology annotation, cellular component: trans-Golgi network. The transcript has 10 exons. NCBI's taxonomy places the organism in Eukaryota, Fungi, Basidiomycota, Mixiomycetes, Mixiales, Mixiaceae.